GGUUCACGACGCUCCUCGCCUCAGUGUUGAUCCUGUGGGGUAUUGUAUCUUCGGAAGCUGUUUAGUGACGGAAUUUUGAGUCCUAUAAGGUGUUUGAAGAUCUCGCAUCGCUGGGUACAUCAUGUCGGCCAUUAAAUAUAUUGGAGGAUUGAAGGCAUAUCUGGCCGCAGGGGAAUGUGUAAACGAAAGUUCGAUCUUUAGACUGCAUUAUCAGUUCACUGUAGUGCUUUUAAUUGGUGCAUCAAUUUUGCUGACUGCCGCAGAAUUCUUUGGUUUACCCAUUAACUGCAUUACAAACCUGGAUCAAAAGAAUGUCAUCAACACGUAUUGUUGGAUACACUCGACGUUUACUAUACAAGAUUACUAUUUACGGGAGAGAGGAUCCCAGGUGGCAGAGCCUGGGGUUGGAUCUCCUCAAGGUUACGAUGAAGAGAUAGAAGCCAAGUGGCGUUUUCACAAUUACUACCAGUGGGUUGUCUUUUUCCUAUUCUUCCAGGCUUUCCUUUGCUACAUUCCAAAGUUUAUUUGGAACACUUGUGAAGGUGGCUUGAUGGCCACCAUUGCCAAGGGGCUAAACCCAGGACUGCAUAGAGAGGAAGAAGUUACCUCUCGCAAGAAGGUUAUUAUUGACUACAUUGUAAAACAUAUACGGAUGCACAAUGGCUACGUCUUCAAAUACUGGUUCUGCGAGUUACUGUCCUUUGUGAAUAUCAUUGGUCAGCUGUUCCUUGUUGACAAGUUCCUAGGAGGAGAAUUUCUUACUUAUGGCCCAAGGGUAAGUUCAUUUCUCAAUAUUCUUAAUGAGAAGGUCUUCAUCACUGUGUGGUUUUGGUAUGUGAUCUUGGGUACCCUUUUGGGGGCUCUCAUCCUAUACCGCAUUGCCCUCUUUACCCUGCCUGGCUUGCGCCCACGAGCAAUGCACAAGCAUAAUAAGGCUGUCCCCAUCGAGACUGUUGAAGCGAUCACAAAUAAAACCUCCAUUGGUGACUGGUGGAUCCUUUAUGUUUUAUCAACAAACAUUGACCCAUUAGUGUACCGGGACAUCAUGACAAGGCUCUCCAAGGAGAUAGAGACUGCCAACAGCAACUCGCCUUAUAACAGUGCAGGACUAUAUUCAUCUUCAUCUGUAUGAAUGUUGGAGGACAUGGACUGAGGGCUGUCAUCCCGGCUGAAGGUGCUUUAGCUUAUCUGUAAGCAGAAGCUAGAACUGUGACAAGUGAUACUCAAAUUUCAUGGCCUUUAUAUGGUGCUGUGUAUGGUGUGCUUUGGGAAUUGCUAAUGGUACAAUCUGGAUCAAGAGUCGAUUUGUUUCUCUUCAGAGCUUAGCAAAAUCUAUGAAAAUGAUCAAAAAGGCAGAUGUUCCUUCUUCAUAGGAUUUUGGCUAUUUGUAAAGAUGUUGAAUUGGUUCAAAUCUUUAAUAUUACAGGUUUGUAAAGGGUCUUUAGGAUGUUCUAAAUCUCAGCUCUUCAUCAAUGCCAUACACCACCCCCUUUUAUUUUAUUCACCAUUAAGCAUGUAUUCUAGCAUUACCUCAAUAAAGCACUCUCAUUCUUUUCAAAUUGUGUGGCUUUUUUCAACAAGAAGAGAUGCCUAUAGUACACAUUUGUCCAACAAUUAUAUUUUUAUUAUUAUUAUUUUAUUUUUAUUUUUUGCAAGUGUUUGUUGAUGUGUUGUAAGAUUUAUAACAAUUUUAAAUGUACUACUUUACUUAAUGUGGGGACGAUUUAUUGGAAAAAAGAUUUGUAUGCAAUAGGUCACAAAGUUGAUUGACUUUUUGUAUCUAAGUAAUUGAUGAGAAUAAAAGUAUUCCAUUUGGAAGUUGACUUGUGAUGUAACACAAUAAUUUCGAGAAUAUCAACUCUGUAGCUUCAGCUCUACCAGCAGACUCUGUUGUACUACUUUGAUUGCAGAUUGUGUAACUUUCUAUACUCUCGUUAAAUUUUUUUAUGUAAUUAGUCUGUGAUUCAUUUAGGUUUAAUUUUUCAUCAACAUGAAGUUACAUCAUGCCCUUCAGCUGAGCCUUGAUGGCACAAUUGUUCUCAUGUGUCAACUUUUAUGAUUAGUUCUCCUUAAGUUAGAGGUGGGCUAGCCAUGCUGCAUGAGGGUGACAGCCACCAGUUCUUGUCAUAGAUGGUUCCUUUUUUGUGUGAACUGAUCCCUUGAUGCUUUCAUAGUAAUACUGAUAUAAAACAAAUGUUUUUAUGUUUUACUGUAUUUGUAAUUUUAUGUUCCAAAAGUUUUCAGCUAUUUAUUUAUUUUAAAUGUGAUGCAGUAAUGCAUUCGCCAAGGCCCUUCACAAAUAGUUGAUUUUACCAUAUGAAGAUUCUUGGAACAUUGUUUGAGCAUAGGUAUUGCGGUAAACUUACACCCUUGAUCUAUGGAGUUAAUAAGAGAAAUGUCUUGUGAAGAUUGACUGUGUAGCCUGCGUUUACUGAGUGAGAGGGCAUGCAUGAUAUUGAAUGACUGAUUUAUAUUGGUUAAUAUUGCUAAAGUUAAAAUUUCAGAUAUAGUAUUGGUAUUUUUGUAUUAUUCUGCUGAAGAUUAUGUUUAGGGUACCUUAGUUUGAUGGCAGCUUUAUGUCUCAGGGUUAUUUCCCUUAUCACUGAUGACAUAAAUGUUAUUGUAGAGAUUGACAGAAUAUACAUGUUUUUAGUCUCCAAUUGCUGGAGAAUGUCAUAGUAAUGCUCUCUCACUGUAGCAAGGCAUUUGUGAAAAGUUUGUAAAAUAAUUUUAAAUGCUGCCUUUGCAGCAUAUAAUUUUGAUGGGGAUUCAUAAUCUUUGAAAACACACGUGAUGAAAUAAAUGAAAUUUGGGUUAUUGGGGCCUUCACUAUAUCUCAUUAUAUUUUUAUUUCAGACCUUUACAAGUAGUUGAAAUGUUAUAAUAAAAUAUGAUAUAUUUUCAUAUCAACACCUAAGUAUACAUAGGUCAGUUAGU
Messenger RNA from Homarus americanus (American lobster), 2937 nucleotides. Its product is annotated as innexin inx1-like. Bases 122 to 1132 code for a protein of 336 amino acids. Lineage: Eukaryota; Metazoa; Arthropoda; Malacostraca; Decapoda; Nephropidae. The record is from RefSeq and is a predicted model, not a curated record. The transcript is spliced from 7 exons. Gene Ontology annotation, cellular component: gap junction; plasma membrane. Gene Ontology annotation, molecular function: gap junction channel activity.